UGUCACUUCCUCGAGGUUAGUACAGUCGUCGCUUAGCGGUCCUGCUGAGGAGCGGUCUCCAAGUACAGUCGCAGUCAUGUGUGAAGCUUUAUUGAAGCUUUAUUUAAACGGGUUGCUGUUCCCAUACCAGUUGGGAAGUAAAAGAAGAAGGAAAGUACCAGAAACUAAAGCGACACAAGCUGUGCCAACAGGAACCCAAAUGAGCGCUCCAGGACCGGAGCAGGUGGAGAAGCGAUACGAUCCACUAGAUUCUACCCUAAAGUUCGUCAACAGGCCAGAUGAUCUGAAUCCACUGUGUGAUGACUCUCUCAGAGCAGAGAUGUCCUGUGGCCACGCUGUCACUCCUGAAUCUCUGACACGAUGGUGUCGUACCCUGCUGGAUCAGGGGAAUUACAAAUUCAGAUGUCCGGCUUUAGUGGAGGGAACCAAGCAGUGUAAUAAAGAGUGGUCGUACCAGGAGGUGCGCAGACUGGCUGAUCUGACUGUGGAGGAAAUGCAGCACUUUGAAGAGAACAUGGCCCGUCUGGCUCUUGCAGACCACUGUGAGGUUCAGGAAUGCCCACAGUGCAAAACAAGCGUGGAGAGGAUGGAUCUGUUUAACCUGUGUGUAAAGUGUGUUGUAUGCACAGCUGUUCAAAAGAAGAAAUUCUACUUCUGCUGGCAGUGUCUGAAACCAUGGAAGGGUUCAGGCCCUCGAUCUGACUGCUGCGACAACGACGGCUGUGAGAACAAGGACCUGCAACUUCUGCAGACAUGUAAAACCAUCAGUCUGCCUGAGGUGGAGGGUGUCACCAGCUGCCCCGCCAUCAGACUCUGUCCUACAUGUGGCAUGAGGGUGGAGCAUAACAGAAAACACUGCAAAAAUAUCAAAUGUCCUCGCUGCAAAAUGGAGUUCUGUUUUGUCUGCCUGAAACUAAAGCGUGAAUGUUCCAGUUCACCAUACAGAAUGUGCCCCAGUGGGGUCGCGCCAAGGCAGACCUCCAUCCCUGUGUGGAGGAAAACAUGAAAACAAGAAUGAAGUGUAUGUGUAACUCGGGUUCUUUCGUCUUUUGGUUUCUCUGUCUUCCUUGUCGUUUAUGGACUCUACUGGGCUAGCUUUGGAUGAGCUUACUUAAAAAAGAAAGUUCUAGAGGUCAACUUGUCUUUGAAUACAGUUUUUAACCAUCAAUAUUUUUGGUAACCUUUCUUUAGCUGAGGCAAAAGAUGGACGGGUUUGUAUCGCUUUGAUUUUCUUGAUACUGUGGGGUCUGCAGAUAUCUGACAUUUUUAUGGUGAUUAAAGUUGCUGUAAGACCAAGAGUCUGACAGACACCAUCUCAACAUGUGAUUGUCACUGCUGCUUCUUCUGAUGCCUCAUGAUAUCUGAUACUUCUUUUGCUUUAAGGUGUUUACGGUGUCCACAGGAAAUGGAAUCUCAUUACUAUACAAAUCCUGUAAAUCUCACCACUGGCAGCCUCAGAUUCUUUGGCAUAAAAACAUCUAAAGUGCACUUCUACGUUUUUAAUUGCCCUCACAGUCUCAAAAAGAUUUUCACAAGAUGGGCUAAGUGCCUGAGAGAAACAGUAUGAAAAUGAAAAAGUGCAAAGCUGAAUGAGGAAAAGCACCAGACCCUUGUAUAAGCUUUUUAAAUUGCAGUUAUCCUUUGUAAUGUUCAUAUGUGAAACAUACAGUUUCUGACAUUGCAUAAAAUAAAUC
Molecule: messenger RNA, 1694 nt
Organism: Maylandia zebra (zebra mbuna)
Lineage: Eukaryota; Metazoa; Chordata; Actinopteri; Cichliformes; Cichlidae
Source: RefSeq, a predicted model, not a curated record